Neurospora crassa OR74A is the source of this 3569-nucleotide messenger RNA. Its product is annotated as cell cycle regulatory protein. Gene Ontology annotation, cellular component: anaphase-promoting complex. Gene Ontology annotation, molecular function: protein binding; ubiquitin ligase activator activity; anaphase-promoting complex binding. The record is from RefSeq and is a predicted model, not a curated record. The coding region runs from base 822 to 2657 and encodes 611 amino acids. The transcript is spliced from 3 exons. Gene Ontology annotation, biological process: anaphase-promoting complex-dependent catabolic process; positive regulation of anaphase-promoting complex-dependent catabolic process; positive regulation of ubiquitin protein ligase activity. NCBI's taxonomy places the organism in Eukaryota, Fungi, Ascomycota, Sordariomycetes, Sordariales, Sordariaceae.
CCUGCCGUCCACCCCCUGGGGCCUACCUUUUCCAGAGAUUACCUCGACUUUACAACCACGGCCACCAGGCGACACCAGGUUCCAACAUUCAAACCUCUGAUCCCGACACCUUGCCUCCGGUCCAAUCCAUCGCCUGCCGACUCCGCCCACAACUUCAAUGCUAUCGCCGUUUCAACAUUGACAAGCCGGUUCCGACGCGCAACCUUACUGCACCACCUAUGAUCGCCGAAAUCAAUACUGCGGACGAAAGAAGGCCACCCCCCGGAAUUAUCACUCGUUGACGUCCACCGUAUUGAAGCAAACAUCGAUAGCUUCUUGCGCUGCGCAUGUGGGCAUAGUCACAUUCUCUCUUCACGGCGACAACACCCGAGAUCACGGCGAACAACUUUUAAUCUUGCGACGACCGGCGCCGCAGCCCGCCUCAAUCAACUGUAGUCCCUGUCAGAGUACAGGAAGUAGUCUUUCAUUGCAGCGCAUUGUCGAUCCGUUCACCAUCGCCGCUUUUUGCCAUACCUGUCUGCCUUCCCACCGGCUUUCCCACCGGCUUCCCACCCCACCAGACUUGGGACGACAUCAACAAGUGCACCAAGGACGAACGAUCAGAUAAAACCGACACGUGCUGCAUCUACCCUAUCACGACCUCGUCGCCGCCGCCGACUCGGGUAUUUCCCUCUCUAAACAAACGAAGCCAACCUAAAUCUGCCGUCGCACGGUUUCAAGAGACCAUCCUCACCCGGUCUACUACUCACCCACUCCUCAACGUCAAAUCAGCAACACAGGUUCCGACAGGUUUACCACAGUAUUGAAUCCCGAAAUUAAACAUGGUGACCACCGGCGACGUCUCCGGGCGCGCCGCACAUUCGGCCGGCACCAAAAGGUCUAGUUAUGAUACCCGCAGCCAGGCAGUCCACCCAUCAACAACGAGGGUAACGAGAUCGUCGAGGCUGCAAACACCGCCUCCCCCGUCAUCAGGAAACUCGCGCGAGGAACCACCGACGGAGAUUGCCAGGAACCCACGGGCACCAACCAGAACUGAGGACCAUGUGAACAGCUUGGACGUCGAAGCAGUUGAUAGCGCUUUGCGCCGGGAGAUUCAGCAACGCCAAACUUCACCAGGGCCAAGUUCGCAUAGGAAGCGACAACGCAUUAAUGGAGAUAGGUUUAUUCCCACCCGGUCCGGUCAGGAUUUGCAAGCCAGUUUUAGUCUUUUGCAUGAAGAGGGCUCUCCGGCGACGCCUAGACAGAAAAGGCGCACACCACAGGGGGAGCUUCAUUUUCAGAAAACUGAGGAAGCAAACCGUACGUUCUCAACUGUGCUUCGAUCAGAAUUGUUUGAGAGUACUGUCCCACAGAUUGCCCCGGAGUCUUUAUCACCAGGCCAUAGGAGAGCAUCGCGGGGUUAUCUACAUGAGGGCACAAGGUCCCAGACGCCUCCUCGGAAUGGGCUCCAAGCCGCGGCAGCACCGACGACCCUUACCCCCUCUACACCUCACAAGAACCUGUUCUCGUACCUAUCACCACGACAUGCUAGCCUUGGCGGCCAUCCAACGCCAUCAAGGACGCCACAAAGUCGACAUGGCAUCAAUCUGGACACCCGGGCCGAAAUCUACAGUCUCUCACCCAUAAAACAUAAAAGCCAACAACUUUUACUGAGCCCGCGAAAGCAGCCGCGCGCCAUCAGCAAGGUACCAUUUAAGGUGUUGGACGCCCCUGAGCUGCUAGACGACUACUACUUGAAUCUAGUCGACUGGGGGAGCGCCAACGUCCUGGGCGUUGGUUUAGGAUCCAGCGUUUACAUGUGGAAUGCGCAAACAAGUAGAGUCAACAAGCUGUGCACGUUGGAGGACGACACGGUGGCCAGCGUAUCUUGGAUACAAAAGGGGACACACCUUGCUAUUGGUACCCAUAAAGGACUGGUGCAGAUCUGGGAUGCUGAGAAAGCAAGAAGGCUAAGAACGAUGACUGGCCAUACUGGCAGGGUUGGAGCAUUGGCAUGGAACACUCAUAUUCUCACGUCAGGAUCCCGGGAUCGCCUAAUAUACCAUCGCGACGUCCGAGCGCCAGAUCAGUGGCUCAAAAAGCUGGUUGGUCACAAGCAGGAAGUGUGUGGUCUCAAAUGGAAUUGCGACGAUGGCCAACUUGCCAGUGGAGGAAACGACAAUAAGUUGAUGGUUUGGGAUAAGCUUUCCGACACACCUCUAUGGAAGUAUUCCGGUCACACAGCAGCCGUCAAAGCGAUAGCCUGGUCACCACAUCAACGCGGUCUCCUGGCUUCCGGAGGCGGUACUGCUGACAGACGCAUCAUCUUUCACGACACCGUUCGCGGCACGGUACUCAACGAGGUGGACACGGGCAGUCAGGUCUGUAACAUUGCCUGGUCCAAGAACUCCAACGAAAUUGUCUCGACGCAUGGAUAUAGCCAGAACCAGAUAGUAGUUUGGAAGUACCCCUCCAUGACGCAAGUCGCCAGCCUGACCGGUCACACUUAUCGGGUGCUGUACCUUGCCAUGAGCCCGGACGGCAAAACCGUGGUGACGGGUGCCGGAGAUGAGACAUUGCGGUUCUGGAAUCUCUUCGGUAAGAGCCCGAGGAAAAGUGUCCACGACCUUGAUGGAGGCGGCAGUGGACGGUCGGGCGACUGGGGAGUCAUUCGAUGAUGACGUGAAGGAUAUGGAACCCGCAACGGGCGGGAAGGCACUUGGCCCAUGGACUGAAAGACGGCGACCGAAGAUCGAGACCGCCAGCAGAGAGCAGCCGUCGGGAAAGAUUGCCACGAUCAUACAGCGUGUACUACUCAGCUGUUUGAGCUUGAUGCUCUGGCAUCUUAUCCUGUUGAACUUUGAUGGCAUCGAUCUCGUAAAAGGCAUCGGACCUUCUCUUGUCCUAACUAUGAUGUGUGCGCAAUCUAUACAACACGCCACUUUCUCACAUUGCUCUCAUCACCUAGAGCUUGACAUACACUUUUUUUUUUUAAUCUUCUAUUUGCUCUUUAAGAUCUAGGGGCUCAACCCACCAGCGACUACUCUUAUGUAUUUUCUCUUCUUUUUCUUUCAUUCUCUGAUCAUGUGGUAUCUGAGAUGAAAGCGCGUUGAUUUGCUUCCCGGACCAAACAGGCGUUUGUGGUGGGUGGGAAAGACUGGAAAGGCGGGCGGGCGGGCGUGUUUAAAUUGGCUAGCAUGCAUUGGCACGACAUGGCAUGGACGGAUGGGAUUUGAAUUGUGGCUUUUUGUCGCAUCGCCAAUCAAUCAAUCUGCUUGGCUUUUCUUUUGCUUUGUUUUUGUCACUUCCAGGCUACAGCGAGGAGUAGGCGGAUAUGGGAUAUGGUGGGCCUGUUGGAAGGGUUCCCCAAGGCGGGUUGGUCUUAUUGAUGGGCGGGCAGACAGUCAGACGCUAUCACAGCGGGGUGUAAAGAAUAAGGUCCUGAGAUGGACCGACUAGACCUCUUCAGAGUUUGGGAUGAAAGAAAAUAGGGAAAGGGAACGCUUGCAUUGCAUUUUGUACAUAGCGGAUACCACUAUACCACUUUUUUGACUUGGUUAUAACCCGAUCAUUAACGACCAUCUGUCACU